Molecule: messenger RNA, 495 nt
Organism: Aspergillus ibericus CBS 121593
Lineage: Eukaryota; Fungi; Ascomycota; Eurotiomycetes; Eurotiales; Aspergillaceae
Exons: 1
Coding region: 49-495 (148 amino acids)
Source: RefSeq, a predicted model, not a curated record
AGCCAUCAAACACCCUUCCCCAAUCGCACAAACACCACCACCGCAACCAUGCACCUCACCCAAAUCCUCGCCAUUCUAGGCGCCACCCUCACCGCCGCCCAAUCCGACGAACAACAACGCACUCAGCUCCACAUCGGCACCAUCGAAGGCUGCGGAACCAACAUGCGCGGUCCCAACUGGUUCGUCUGGUUCGACAACCAAUCUCCCUGCUCCGGCAUUGAUCUCGGCCUCGUCAACUCCUACACCGACUACGGACUAUGCGAUGUGACUGCCCAGAUCCCAGGCCAGCCGCAAGUCACCUUCGAAGGCUGCGCCAGACGACCCGAUAUUAUGAGUCACGCUGGGCCCCCUGCUGUGGCAAUGCUGCAGAACGGACCUGUUUUGGCGUGCAGGGCUGUUAAUGAGGAGAAUUUUGUGUGUCCGUCGCCUUGUGAUAGUAAUGCGAUGGUUACGGUGACGAGGAACUAUAUUUGUGCUGAGAUGGGGGGUCAGUGA